AUGUUUGCCGACAUACAAAAGACUCCAACACCAGAUGAAAAUAUUCAGCAUAGAAUGGAAGCACUGAAAGAAAAUGUACACAAAUACAACAACCCUUUUUACUUACGAGCAUUUAACGUUCAAUCUUUGGCUGAACUCGGUGAAAAUAAAAGGUUAAAUUUCAACAAAACAUAUAGAAAUGAAACAUUGUUUAAAGUUCAUUCAGAACCUAACCAAGAUGGAAACAAACCUACUUUUGUUUCUGCAGACUAUGGAACUACAAUGAGAUGGGGUCAUAAAGCUAACCCGGAUAGGUGGUUCAUAAACUUACAACCACAAUUCCAAGAAGUUGUAGACGCAAUGGAAGUCAAUGGUGA
Trichomonas vaginalis G3 is the source of this 356-nucleotide messenger RNA. RefSeq names its product protein of unknown function, DUF4106 family. The transcript has a single exon. The annotation marks the transcript as partial. Lineage: Eukaryota; Parabasalia; Trichomonadida; Trichomonadidae. The record is from RefSeq and is a predicted model, not a curated record.